Molecule: messenger RNA, 1224 nt
Organism: Rotaria sp. Silwood1
Lineage: Eukaryota; Metazoa; Rotifera; Eurotatoria; Philodinida; Philodinidae
Source: the annotation of a GenBank genome assembly
AUGGAAGAACAGACAAUUUUACCUUUUCAUUCGACGACGAACAGUAAUACAAAAACAAUUGUUGUCGAACAAGAACCAAUCAAUCAAAAAAAAUUAAGUUUUUCAAUCGAUAGUAUUCUUGACAAACAGCAACAACCAUUAUUCAAUUGUAGUAAUUUAAAAAUUAAACGUCAUCAUCAUUCAACACCAAUAAGUAAUCAUUAUCGAUCAUCGAAUAAACACAUAAAUAAUAAUGAUUCAGGUAUACAUUUAUUAUUAAUCGAUGGAAAUAAUAAUAACAAACGAAAACAUAGUGGGUCGUUAUCGUCCGAUGAACAUUCAUCAUCACCAACAGGAAAUAAACAUGCUCGUUUAAUUAAUACCGAUGAUGAUGAUGCUAGUAGUAAUUGCUCAGGUAUAACAACAAGUGAUGUUGAUGAUGAUGAUAUAGCAACUGGUUCAGAAGACAAUGAUACAAAUCAUCAAAUUAUUAAUAAUAAUCAUAACAAUAAUAAUAAAUAUUCACAUACAAGUGGAGGAAUUAAUCAACAUAAUCAUCAUGGUAAUGGUAAUCAUGAAUUACAUGAAAUAAUGCAUAGAAAAAAGAAAACUCGUACAGUUUUUUCUCGUACACAAAUAUUUCAAUUAGAAACAACAUUUGAUCGAAAACGAUAUUUAUCAAGUGCUGAUCGAGCAAAUUUAGCACAAGGUCUUCGACUUACUGAACAACAAGUUAAAAUUUGGUUUCAAAAUCGUCGAAACAAACUGAAACGUCAAAUAGUUGAAGCAAGUCAAUCAAUCAGUUCUGUUGUUGCUUGUGCAGCAUCUUUACAAGCUCCACCACCACCGCCACCACCAUCAUCACAACAACAAUCAUCAUCAUCAUCAUCAACUAAUUCAAUAAUAAAACGUCCAUUACCAAUGUCUAUACCACCAUUACCCAGUGAUUUUUCUUCGGUAUCAUCUUCGUCCACAUCUCCAUUAUCGAUUUCAUCGAAAAAUCCACAACAUCGUUUUGAUGCAACAUCAUUUCUUCAUUCGAACUUUUAUGAAUUAGCUGCUGUUGCUGCUGCACAUGCCGCAGCACAAGCUGCUGCUUUUCAUAAUAAUACCAAUAAUAAUAAUAAAUCAACAUUGGUACAAAAUAGUGUCAAUGAACAUUCUGAACAAAAUUCAUCAUCAACAAAUUCUUAUUCAACUUUUCAAGAUUUUGCCACGUCUCUUACGACUCAAGCAGCUGUUUGA